This is a messenger RNA of Coprinopsis cinerea okayama7#130, 1050 nucleotides long. RefSeq lists its product as hypothetical. The record is from RefSeq and is a predicted model, not a curated record. Bases 1 to 1050 code for a protein of 349 amino acids. The transcript has 6 exons. NCBI's taxonomy places the organism in Eukaryota, Fungi, Basidiomycota, Agaricomycetes, Agaricales, Psathyrellaceae.
AUGAACCCUGACCAUGGGGAUAUAGCGGAGCUAGCGACCUGUACCACCUGUCGCUUCGUCGAGGACAAGUCCAACUAUUGGACUGCUGUUCUCUACUUCAAGCACCCAAAUGGAACAUUCCUUCGAGUCCCUCAAAUGGCAAAUCACAACACAGGACCUGGCCUCCAAUCCGGAGGAAUGACGGUGUACUAUUUCCAACCUCGGGGCACAGAGUUCACUGUCUUCCCAAAGGGCUUCCGCAUGCGAGUUGGAGACCCCAACCGCCGACGUAACGACCUUCCACCGGGGAGCCUCGAAGCGAUUGCUACAACCUUCCGAUGCUUCCAAGGCGCUGAAGUGGGGGACAACGUCCCUGGAUACCCAGACGACACAUUCGAGUUUCCCAACCGCACUUGCUCGGGAGGUAUUCGUUCGAACAUCUACUUCCCGUCGUGCUGGGAUGGAGUUAAUUUGGAUAGUCCCGAUCAUGAGAGCCACAUGGCGCACCCAAUCGGCGGUUUCUUUGCACCCGAUUGUCCCAGCACACACCCUGUCCGGACCCCCAUCCUCUUUUUGGAAAUUGUAUGGGAUACACGCCCAUUCAACGAUGCGUCUCUCUGGCCCAAAGACGGCACCCAGCCUUUCGUCUUUAGCAUGGGAGACCCGCACGGAUACGGCCAACACGCCGAUUACAUCUUCGGAUGGGAAGGCGACUCCCUCCAGCGCGCCAUGGACGUCUGCCUAGGUGGCGAAGGCAUCCCAACCAACUGCCCCGCUCUCACAGUCCAAGACAUGAACCGAAUGAACACCUGCCGCCUUCCCGCCAAAGUACCUGAAAUCACUGAAGGCCAAUAUCUCGAUAAGCUUCCAGGGUGCAACCCCCUUCAAUAUGGACCUGAACCAGCGACUAUGGUGCCAAACUGCGACGCGGUUUCGACGACCGUUGAGGUACCGGUUCCGACUGCCUCUCCUGCCGCGAUCGUACCGCCUUGGCCGGUCUGCCAUCCCAGUGGGGAAGAAGGAAGGCCCGCCGGAGCGCCUCUCUGUGAUUCCAUUCCCGAAGGAGAGUAA